Molecule: messenger RNA, 1152 nt
Organism: Meloidogyne enterolobii
Lineage: Eukaryota; Metazoa; Nematoda; Chromadorea; Rhabditida; Meloidogynidae
Source: the annotation of a GenBank genome assembly
AUGCUUGACCAACAACAAGAAAUUUGUAAACCUUCUGAUUUUAAAAGGCUUGGCUUUCAAUCCCUAUGUGCCUACGUUCAAAAUCAUUCCCAACAUUGUGAGGGUGGCGGUUAUUUACCUUGGACAGAAUUUAAAGCUUGUGCUUCUUCCUCAUCAAAUUUACAAUUUUUGAUUGUUAUUGUUGCAAUUAUUUUCUUUUUGUUUUUAUUUUUACAUUUGAGUGUUACAGCAGAUUCUUUUUUCUGUGAGAAUAUUGCUGCUAUUGUUGAUGUACAUAAUAUUUCACAAAAUAUUGCGGGGAUUACUUUCAUGGCCUUCGGCAAUGGUGCCCCAGAUAUUUUUGGCUCAAUCGUCUCAGUUAUUUCCGUCCCAAAACCUAGAGCAGAUUUAGCAAUAAGCGAAUUACUAGGUGGAAGUAUAUUUGUAACAACUUGUGUUGUAGCUGCAAUAGCCUUAAGCAGGCCAUUUUUAUUAAUGAGGCGGCCAAUUUUGAGAGAUAUUUGUUUUCAUUCAGCAGCACUAAUUUUACUUUUAAUUGUUGCAAAUUGGGAAGGAAAAAUGCCUUUAUGGCAGCCACUAGCCUUCCUUGUCCUCUACUCAAUUUAUGCAACAACAGUAGUUUCCGGAAAUUUAUUUAGACAAAAAAUGUUGAGAGAGAGAAAAAAGAAGAAGAAAAGUGAAGAAGAUUUAGGGAAAGUUCAAAGAGCAAUUGCAAAAAUUAUGCCAAAAAAGAUUACGCCUUUAGAGAUUUGUGCUAUAGAAGAAGGAAAAUCUCCAAAAAAUGAAGAAAAUAAAAAGAAAACAAUAGAAAAUGAAAAGAGUAAGGAAAAAGAAGAGACGGACAGACAAAAUGCUCAAGAUCAACAACAAAGACAACGUUCAGUACUUCAACUUCCUAUAAAUACUUUAACUAUUCCAAAAAUAACAACAAAUGUUUGUGUAAAUGAUGAUACUCCAGUAGAAGAAGAAGGAGAAAAAGAAGAAGAAUUUCAUGCUUUAGAUUAUUUAGAAGAAGGCAAAUUUUUUGGAAAGGAAGAAUUAGACGCGGAAGGGGAAAGAGCUUUAAGUAGAUCAACUUCUCCUUUGCCGUUGGAUAUUUCUGGAGGUUUUUUAAUUUUAAAGUUUUUCCGUCUUUUAGUCCAUGAAAGGUGA